CGGAAGCGAAGAUGGCGGCGGCAGCUUCUGACCUGUUGACGGGAUGGUGCCUCUUCGGGCUGGCGCUGCUGGCUAUUCUAGUUUUCUGCUGGGUUUAUGUGCGCAAGUAUCAGAGUCGGCGGGAAAGCGAAGUGGUUUCCACCAUAACAGCGAUCUUUGCCUUGGCAGUUGCUCUUAUCUCGUCAGCGCUGCUACCAGUGGACAUCUUCUUGGUUUCAUAUAUGAAAAAUCAAAAUGGUACAUUUAAGGACUGGGCUGAUGCUAAUGUUUCAAGACAAAUAGAAGACACUGUACUUUAUGGAUACUACACUUUGUACUCCAUCAUACUGUUCUGCGUCUUUCUGUGGAUUCCCUUUGUUUAUUUCUAUUACGAGGAAAAGGAAGAUGAUGAUGGCAACACAUGCUCACAGGUUAAAAUUGCACUCAAAUAUACUCUGGGAUUCGUCACAGUUUGUGCAGUUCUUCUCUUAAUUGGUGCUUUUGUUCCUUUGAAUAUUCCCAACAAGAAGAAUUCCACAGAGUGGGAGAAAGUGAAGCUCCUCUUUGAAGAAUUUGGAAGCAGUCAUGGCUUGACUGCUCUUUCAUUUUCCAUUAGUUCCUUGACUGUGAUUGGAAUGUUGGCAGCUAUCACUUACACA
Molecule: messenger RNA, 638 nt
Organism: Tauraco erythrolophus (red-crested turaco)
Lineage: Eukaryota; Metazoa; Chordata; Aves; Musophagiformes; Musophagidae
Source: RefSeq, a predicted model, not a curated record